AUGUCUCCCCCACUACGCUUCACGGAUCUAGGUGUCCACUUCACAUGCACCGUGGAUGACCUGAGCGGUACCUGGUCCAAGAUAAGACCUUACCUGGAGGCACGGCUCCCACUGCGGCAUGCCCAGUUUCGCAACAGCCUUGGUGUCUCGUCCACCCUCGACGAGCUGCAUCUGAGAUACGUCAAUACCGGCGAUGCCUAUGUGCAGCGCCUGCGCCAGCUGUCCUACAGCCCGGUCACGUGGUUCCGCAACCCCUUCUGCCAGCUUGUGCUCUUCUCCUGCGAGGACGUGGAGGAGUAUAAGCGCCUGCACCGGCCCCAGAUCCGAGCUAUCGCCGACCCUGAAGCCCGCACAGCUGUGGCGCCAGAGCUGGUGAUUGCCUACGUCGCCCCCGCCGCGGCGGACUCGAGGGCUACAGCCAAGGCACGAGGGGCCUGGGGGAACUUAUUUGACAGGCUCUGGACUGUGUAUUUUGGGAUGCAUGAAGGGUACCUGCACUACCAAUGGGUAUACGACACCAUGCGCCGGGAUUUUGCGUACAAGCGGCGGGAUCGGUGCGUCCGGCUGGAUCCGCCCCCCUCCACCGCCCCAGGGCCUGUGAUGGGCACCCCCCGAGGGUCCAUCGCUGGGCUGGAGAUCCUGGAGUACCUGGUUCGCGAGGCCGUGAUGCUCACCUUCGAGGCCCGCACUGGAGCCUACCAGGAGGAGAUCCGGAGGCACAUGAGCAAUCGGCUGGAGGUGGGGUGGACCUUCACCCCCCUCUUCCUCAUCAAGGACUCCCUGGCGGUCAUGCUGGAGGCCGCAGGAAUGUACGAGGAUGCGCUGCGGGAGUAUGCCGAGCUGGAUGUCUGCCAUGCGGACACCGCAGCGCAGGCGCAGGCCUGGCAGCAGCAAGCGGCGACGCCGCUCCCCCCCGACCCGGAGGGCCCCUCGGCUGCUCCGCCCGACGAGGUGGGCCCCAUGUGGAUGCCCUGGCCCGGCAUCCGCCGCACGGCGCUGGCCCUGCCGCAGGUCCCGGACUUUGUCAUGCGCCAAUUCCUCUUCGCCAGCCAGGCCAGGAUCCUGCUCAAGCUGCGCCGAUGGACGGAGGGCUUCGGGGGCCUCACAGGCACACCCAUCUACGAGAAGCUGAACGCCCACCCGAGCCGCCCCAUCUCCGCCGAAUUCAUGACUCAAACGGCGCAGUCCGUCAUCGACUUUGUUACCCCUCUGGUCAACGCCACCAACCUCCAGGAAAUCGCGGGUGCGGCCCUGCCCAUGAGCGCCGAAGCCAUCAUGGAGAGCUUUGAUUGGUUAUUACGUGGGGGGCCCGGCCAGUCGCAGCCGCCGCACAGGGCUUCGGGGGACGCGCCGGCGGCCCCGGCCCUCCACGUGGCCCUGGGCAGCGUGUUUGCGGCCGCCCGAGCCGAGCUGGACCGCGUGGCGGCGGGACGCCAGGCGGUGGAUGGGGACCGCGCUGGAGUGGGCGAGGGCCUGACGCGGCUGCUCGACUCGGUCGACAGGUCUGACCCCCUGCGCAACUGGGAGGGGGUGUCGGCCCGCUUCGCCGCCCUGCCGGCGGAGGGCGGCAGGCCGCCGACGCCGCGUCGGCUGCACCCCGCCCCGGACACGGCGUCCCAGGACGGCGAGGAGUCGCUGGACGCCGUGGAUCUCGACGCCCGCGCCCCCAGCGCGCGCAGCGUGACGCCCCGGGCGCAGGGCGAGGAGGGGGAGGGAGCGACUGCGUCACAGGGCUACGGCGAGGCGGGCGAGAUCGUGCCCGCGCCCCAUGCGGUCACAGAGGCCGGGUCGCGCGAUCCGGGCAGCCUGGUGGCCCUCGUCGCGCACAGCCGCCACAUCAGCACGACGUCCUUGGAGAGCGCCAGCGCCAGCGGCGAUGACCGCCAGGCGGGGGACGCCGGGGUCGGAGUGGCCUCGGCCCACUUCAGGCGCCGCUCGGCCGUGGACACCAGCGCUGCCGAGGCGGUGGUGUCGCGCCCGGGGUCGCAUACCCGCGCCCACGGCCCCGGCACGCCGCCGCUGCCGGGGCCUGGCCAGGGCAUCACCGCACGCACGCACAGCGCGCCGCCCACGACGGCGCCCACGGUGUCCGACUACCUGGACCCUCGCUUCGUGGAGCAGCAGCGCGGGAGCGCCGCGGUGCGCCGGGCGGUCGCGUCCCUGCCCGCCGGCUUCGCCGCAGCCCCCCUGACCGCCGGGGCGGCGGACCCAGACCCGGCCGCCUCCCUGCGCCUGCCCAGUGCCAGCCUCGUCCCGCCGACCGAGCCACGGCUGCGACCCCUGUGUGGCGGGGCCAUUGUGGUGCACGCCGGCGCCGGGGAGCGUGGCGGGGGCGCCGCGGCGACGUUGCCAGAGGUCGAUCUCGCGGGCACGGAGUCCGCCGACCCGCAGGCGCCGGCCCCGCACGCGAGCCUGCAGCUGCCCGACGGCUUCCUGCGCGCCGCGCAGACGGACGGGGCCGCCUCGCUCUGGUGGUGGGCGGACGACUGCGCGCGGAGCGCCGUGGCGAGCUGUGCGCUGCGCGUGGCGCCGCCCUUCGAGGUGGAAUGGAGCGCGCGCGAGGUCCCCGGGCGACGGGAGGAGGGCGGCCGCCUGCUGCUCGGCGCCGCGCUGCGCUGUGCCGCAGGGAACGCCGUGGAGGUCACCGGCCUGGCGCUGAGCCCCCAGCCGGGGGCGCGCCUGGAGGAGGGGUGCGAGGAAGAGGCGGGGGACCUGGAGACGGGAGACAGGGAGGCGCAGGGUGACCGAGCAGGGGUCCGGGCGCGGCUGGAGCACGGGCAGACCCUGCACUGCAGCUGGCUGCUGCGGCUGGACCCCGGCGAGGGCGGGCGCGCAGGGUUGGCGGCACGCCUGCGCCAGGCCGCGCGUGCCCGGCCCUGCGAGCUGGCCGCGGUGCGGGCUCUGCUGCCGGGAGACGAUGGUGAGGCGUGUGUGGCGCUGGACGCCGGCGACGGGGAGGUGCAGGCGUGCACCUUCCGUCACGCCUGCACGCUGGAGCUGGCCCCCUCCGAGCAUGCCAGCCCGGGCGCCACGAUCCAGUCGCGGCUGCUGGGCCCGAUGUCGGCCUGCGUCGGCCAGCCCCUCACCCUGUGCUGGCGGCUGGAGCGGGGCCCCGGGGCUGCAGACGGCAAAGACUCCGUGCUGCACUACGAGGUCGCCGCGCAGGGCCCAGGCUGGUCGCCAGGGUCAGCGCGGAGCGGGAGCGUGCGCUUGGGCGGCCGCCCCGGGUCGAUAGCGACAGUGGAGGCCGGCUGGGUGCCCCUCCUCCCGGGCAGCUUUGCUGCACCGCGGCUGACGAUUCAGGGCGUGCACUGCCAGGUAAGGGAUGUCCUGCAGCGCCUGGAGGCCCGCAUCGGCAACUUCAGCAGCAGGCCAUUGGUGCGGCGCUGUCGGGAACAGGACCUGGGGUCUCGGAAUGCAACAUUGUCCUCCAUAGUCCAUGCACGAGAAGGUCGGUGUGCCUCAUCCUCUCCUGGACUGCACAAUGACACCUUCACAUCACAGGUGCCUGCCCCUAGACCAUUGGUGCUCGUCGUUAGUGGACCCAGUGGGGUCGGCAAGGAUGCAGUGCUCAACACAUUCCAGAAGGCCAACCCAGACCUCCAUUUCAUUGUCACAGCCACCACGAGGAAGCCUCGCCCUGGCGAGGUGGACGGUGUGGACUAUCACUUUGUGUCCGAGGCGCAGUUUGAGACCUGGAUCAAGGAGGGCCAACUGCUGGAACAUGCGCUCGAGAGUCUCGUCAAGCGAGUCCAGACUGCCAAGGCCGAGCUCGAGCGUGCACAAGAGUUCGAUUAUGUGGUGGUUAACGCCGAUGGGGCAAUGGAGAGGACGGUGGCGCACAUACAGGCCAUCCUUGAGGCAGAGAAGGCAAAAGUACGGCCACACACCAAAUGA
Messenger RNA from Auxenochlorella protothecoides, 3897 nucleotides. Its product is annotated as Trafficking protein particle complex subunit 10. The transcript is spliced from 21 exons. The record is from RefSeq and is a predicted model, not a curated record. The coding region runs from base 1 to 3897 and encodes 1298 amino acids. Lineage: Eukaryota; Viridiplantae; Chlorophyta; Trebouxiophyceae; Chlorellales; Chlorellaceae. Gene Ontology annotation, cellular component: TRAPPII protein complex. Gene Ontology annotation, biological process: intra-Golgi vesicle-mediated transport; early endosome to Golgi transport.